Molecule: messenger RNA, 618 nt
Organism: Camellia sinensis
Lineage: Eukaryota; Viridiplantae; Streptophyta; Magnoliopsida; Ericales; Theaceae
Source: RefSeq, a predicted model, not a curated record
AUGGUCAAGAGAAUCAAACAAAAGUUAAGAAAACAAGCACAUGACCCAGAUUUUGAAUACCAACCAAUGACAAAAGCCAAAGAAGAUACAAGGAACAAGACACAAACUACUGCUGAUGUACCCAAACCAACAAAGGGUACCGAUGAAGAAAAAGAGAAGAAGAAUGAAAAGAAAAAAGAAGAAAUCAAAACAGAGACAGAACCUGCUACUAAACCCGAGCAAAAAGAGGGUGCUCAUGAAGCAAAACAACAACAGAAAGAAAAGAUGCAAGAAGAUAUUGGCCAAGAGAAAGAACUUGCUGCUGAAACCAACCCAAAAGAGGAUGCUAAUCAAGAAAAGACACAACUUCAAGUAUUGGAAAGUGAUGAUGAUUUCAAGGAAGAAUCAAUCCAAAACAAGCCACUCGCCAUUUCAUGUCGCAAAACAAACAAGCAACAACAUCAACUGACAUGGAACAAAGCAUUAUUCAGCAAUCAAGGAAACAUGUUAUCAUCUCAAGAGUGCAAGACAAUAAUUGCAUCAAUUGAGGAAUACCCACAACAAACCCUACACUCGAAUGAUUGUGCAAUCGCCGUUUGCAAUGUUAUCAACCAAUAUAUCAACUGGCAACCUGUGUAG